ACACAUCAGACACUCUCUUGCAGUGCCUCAUCCACACUAUCUGAACCACUGCAGGCCUGGAUACGUCAUCGUUUUCAUGGUGCUAUCUUGUGCCUCUUUGCACCUGCAUGCACUGUGUUUCCUACAUGGGAUGUAUCUGUGUUUACAACCAAACUCCCAGGGGCCAAAUUAUAUCCUUUGUAAAAGACUUCAAACCACCAGACAUUUGCUGGAAGUUUCACAGAGGAGACAAGCAUUUUUCAUCAUUUAAUUUGUUUUGCUGGUCAAAGAGGAAAAGGAGUGGAUGGACCAAGUGGGGCCCAAAGUCUGGAUCUAGUUCUGACCAGCAAGGAGACAUUGAUGCACAAUGGGGAAGAGACCUUGGCAUUUUCAACUGGCCGAGCAGACCUUCCCUGAUGGAUGACCUCUGUGAAGCAAAUGGCACUUUUGCCAUCAGCUUAUUUAAAAUAUUAGGGGAAGAGGACAACUCAAGAAAUGUAUUCUUCUCUCCCAUGAGCAUCUCCUCUGCCCUGGCCAUGGUCUUCAUGGGGGCAAAGGGAAGCACCGCAGCCCAGAUGUCCCAGGCACUUUGUUUGUACAAGGACGGAGAUAUUCACCAAGGUUUCCAGUCACUUCUCAGUGAAGUUAACAGAACUGGCACUCAGUACUUGCUUAGAACUGCCAACAGGCUCUUUGGAGAAAAGACGUGUGAUUUCCUUCCAGACUUUAAAGAAUCCUGUCAGAAGUUCUAUCAGGCAGAGCUGGAGGAGCUAUCCUUUGCUGGAGAUACGGAAGAGUGCAGGAAACAUAUAAAUGACUGGGUGGCAGAAAAGACUGAAGGUAAGAUUUCAGAGGUACUGGAUGCUGGGACAGUCGGUCCCCUGACAAAGCUGGUCCUUGUGAAUGCCGUCUAUUUCAAGGGAAAGUGGAAUGAGCAAUUUGACAGAAAGUACACAAGGGGGAUGCUCUUUAAAACCAACGAGGAAAAAAAGACAGUGCAGAUGAUGUUUAAGGAAGCUAAAUUUAAAAUAGGGUAUGUGGACGAGGUGCACACCCAGGUCCUGGAGCUGCCAUAUGUGGAAGAGGAGCUGAGCAUGGUCAUUCUGCUUCCCGAUGAUGACACGGACCUCGCCGUGGAUACACUGAGAAGUACUAGCUUCUUCUAUGACAUUCUUGCCAACAUUCUCAGCACCUGAAUGUAAGUGCAGAAACAUCAGACAGAACUGAAUUGAGGGAUAUUCUACCAAAUAAUUGAUUGAAACUCUGCAAAAGAGGCAAUGUCAUAAAAGACAAGCGCUGCGGAGGUGCCACAGGAGGAUGUGUGAUAACUAAUUGCAACCUGCGAGUUUCUUUGGGUCCCACAAAAGACCUGAAUAAAUACAAAAGACGACAUUCAAAUGUCCAAGAAGGAAAUAAAAAAAAAGAUUUGAUUAUGGUAGUUAUCAAGACAUGCAUAUGAAAUGCACAGUGAAAUACCACCACAAGUAUACCAAAGUAGGUAACAUUAAAACUACUGACAACAUCAAGAGUGGGCAAUGAUGUAGAACAACUGGAAUUCUCCUACAUUUUUGUUGGGAAUAAAUUAGUAAAGACACUUAGAAAUUGGCACUAUCUACAAAAGCCUAAUAGUGUUGAAGCAAACACUGCACUAAACGAAGUUAAGCAUAUCCUAUAGUCUGAAUGCUGUGUUCCACCAAAAUUUAUAUGUUGAAACCCAAAGUCCAAUGUGUCAGUAUUAAGAGGUGGAACCUUCAGGAGGUGAUUAGGUCCUGAGGAAAAAGCCCUCAUAAAUGGGAUUGAUGUCCUCAUAAAAGAGGCCCCAGAAAACUACCUUGCCCCUCUGCCAUGUGAGUAUGCAGUGAGAAGGUGCCAUCUAUGAAGCAGAGAACAAGCCCUCACCAGACAUCAAAUUUAAUAGCACUUUGAUCUUGGACUUCCCAGCCUCUAAAACUGUAAGAAAAAAAUUUAUGUUGUUUAUAAGCUACCAAAUUUAUGGUCUUUUGUUUAGCAGCCUGAACAGACUAAGACAGGCUAUAAGGAAGUGUUUAUUCAAUGCUAUUACUGUAGGGGAGAGAGACCGGAACAUAGUCUGUGUUCAACUUCACUAAAACAAAGGAGUUUUUGAGAAGUGGGGUGGAUAUUAGGACAUGUGGGUUUGCUAUCUGGCCUUACCUAAAGGAAAAGUAAGUUUUCUCACAUCUUCCUGGCAGAAGGUAGUUUUACAACUCCAAGCAAGGUGCCCACUGACAUUAGUCUCCCACCCUCCCACAGAAACAGGGAAAUAAGACGCCAUCUUCCUUGUGAUUUUUGAAACAGCUCCCAGGUCCUUAGGAAACAGUCCUGCAUUGAAAAAUUGUCAGGAGGCUUUUAAAAAGAUUUACAUGUCCAAGGAACAGAGAAAUCAUUCACAAUGACAAGUUUUCUAAAGUCAGUGCUCUGAUAAAAUGGCCAUGUGGUUAGGUCAUCUGGAUUCCAUAAGGUACUGGGGUGAGAGGGAGAUCAGGUGCCUAGAGGCAAGAAGAGACCUAUUUAAAGUAUAGUCGAACUGAGGGAAAGUUAAGGCUGCCUUAGUACAUAGGUAUAUUCUGUGGCCAAGUGUUAUGGCUUGAAUUUUUUUGUUUCAAAUUCAUUUGUUGAAACUCUAAACCCCAAUUUGAUGUUAUUCAGAGAUGGGGCCCUUGGGAGGUAAUUUGAAUUAUAUGAGAUCUUGAGAAUAGGACUCACCGUGAUGAGAUUAAUGCCCUUAAAAGAAGAGAGACUAACACACCGAGGAAAUGCCAUGUGAGGACACAGAGAUGGCAGCUGUCCACGUCCCAGGGAGAGGGUCCUCUCCAGAACCCAGACAUGCUGGACCUCUGAUUGCCAACUGCCAACCUCAAAAAUGCAAACCAAAUUUCUCUUAUUUAAGCCACUCAGUCUGUGGUAUUGUAUUAUGGCAGUCAGAGAUGAUGGAAGUAGAGUGGGGUAAUUGACUAGGAGUCUGGAAAUACUCUAUAUCUUGAUUUGGUGGUAGUUACAUGGAUUAAAAUUAUUAGCUAUUAUUUUGAAAGUCACUAGGUGUAUACUUAUGACUAGCGUACUUUGUAUAAGUUCUAAUUCAAUGAAAAAAUAAAGUAAAAUAAAAACGUUUGGGGGACAGCUAAAAUGGAACUUCAUGAGAAAUUUGUAGAUUUUGAUGCCCAUGUUAGAGAAAACAAGGCGAAAAGAACCUAUGCAUCCAACUUAAUUAGAAAUGUGUAAGUAGAAUAAACCCAAAUGACUCAGAGGAAAGAAAAUACAAAAAAUAAAAGAAGAUACUUAUGAAAUAGCAGAUAAAUGAUAUAAUAGAGAGGAUCUACAAAAUGAAAAUCUGAUUCUUUGAAAAAGUAAAAUAACCUCCAGAAAGAUUAACUGCAAUGAAAAAAAUACAAGAUUGUACAGAUAAAAAAGAGUAAAAAUGAAAACGGAGACAUAAUUAUAGAUGCAGCUGAGAUUACAAUAUAAUAAUGCUAUAAACAACUUUAUGUCAAUAUAUUUGAAAACCUAAGAGAAACAGAAAAGUCUUCAAGAUAUAUAAUUCACAAAACUAAACUUGUAAGGAAAAAAACAACCUCAAUGAGCCUAUAAACAUUUAAAAAAUUAAAUCAAAAAUUUAAUGUUCUCCCAUAAAGGAAACACCAGUUUCGGAUGAUUUUACAAGUAAAUUUCAGCAAACGAAAAGAAAGAGAUGAUCUACAUUUACAAAAAGAAUAUCUUGCCAUUAUUUUUAAAAUAAAAGCAUACUGUUCAACUGAUUUUAUAAAGCUAAUGUAACUUUGAUACCUGUAUUAGUCCAUUCUCUCACUGCUGCUAGAAAUACCUGACACUGGUAAUUUAUAAAGAAAAGAGGCUUAAUUGACUCAUGGUUCUACAGGUUGUACAGGAUUCUGCUUCUGGGGAGGCUUCCAGAACUUAAAAUCGUGGUGAAAGGUGAAGAGGAAGCAGGCACGUCUUACAUGGUUGGAGCAGCAGAAAGAAAGGGAGGAGGUGCUAUACUCUUUUAUACAAUCAGAUCUCGUGGUAGGUUACUCACUCUUAUGAGAACAGCACCAAGAGGGAAAUGGGCCCCCAUGAUCCAGUCACCUCCCACACGGCCCUACCUCCAACACUGGGGAUUGCAAGUUGACAUGAGAUUUGGGCGGGAACACAGACCCUACCCGUAUCAAUACCAAAACCAGAGAUAAACUGUACAAGAACACAGCAUCAAAAGCCAAUCUAAAGUGAUGGAUAAUAGACAUGUUCUUAAUUAAUAUUUUAUUACUUAAUUUUUAAUUAAUUGUGACAAAUCAAACCGAACGUUAUUAUAAGAAUAUUAUAUGAAAAGUAUUUUGUAUCAUGAAAUGUAAGGUUGGUGCAACAUUUAAAAAUAAAUUUUUAUGUUUAACCAAGUUGGCAGGUUAAAUAAAAUGAAGGAAUUCCUCAAUCACUUCAAAAGGUGUAGAACAAAACAUUCAUUAAGCUUUAACAUGUAUUCAGGAGAAAAAUUCUUAAUAAACAAAAUAGAGAGGGGAUUUCCAGUACUUUUUUGUUUUGAACACAGAGUCUCA
This is a messenger RNA of Cercocebus atys (sooty mangabey), 4544 nucleotides long. It is a transcript of the gene SERPINB8, whose product is annotated as serpin peptidase inhibitor, clade B (ovalbumin), member 8. The transcript has 7 exons. NCBI's taxonomy places the organism in Eukaryota, Metazoa, Chordata, Mammalia, Primates, Cercopithecidae. Bases 108 to 1175 code for a protein of 355 amino acids. Gene Ontology annotation, cellular component: cytoplasm. The record is from RefSeq and is a predicted model, not a curated record. Gene Ontology annotation, biological process: negative regulation of endopeptidase activity. Gene Ontology annotation, molecular function: serine-type endopeptidase inhibitor activity.